Molecule: messenger RNA, 2414 nt
Organism: Gymnodraco acuticeps
Lineage: Eukaryota; Metazoa; Chordata; Actinopteri; Perciformes; Bathydraconidae
Gene: chrna7a
Product: cholinergic receptor, nicotinic, alpha 7a (neuronal)
Exons: 10
Coding region: 72-1598 (508 amino acids)
Biological process (GO): chemical synaptic transmission; regulation of membrane potential; monoatomic ion transmembrane transport
Cellular component (GO): synapse; neuron projection; postsynaptic membrane
Molecular function (GO): acetylcholine-gated monoatomic cation-selective channel activity; transmembrane signaling receptor activity
Source: RefSeq, a predicted model, not a curated record
CGGUUCCCGUCAGGUUCGGCUCAGAGAAGGACUGAGGGAUUAGUCUGUUCUCACUCCUCGCUCGGUUCAACAUGGACUCAGUGCAUUUUCUGCUCUUCCUCGCAGUCAGCGCCUUCACUGUGAAAGUUUCUCUUCAGGGGGCAGAGCAGCACAAACUGUACCAUGACCUGAUGUCUAACUACAACCCACUGGUGAGACCAGUCGACAAUGACUCGCAGUCUCUCACUGUUCACUUCGGCUUAACCCUCAGGCAGAUCAUGGAUGUGGAUGAGAAGAACCAGGUUUUGACAACCAACAUUUGGCUACAACUGUACUGGGAUGAUUUUUACCUGCGGUGGAAUCCAUCAGAUUAUCCAGGUGUGCCCAAUGUGAGAUUUCCUGACAAUCUCAUUUGGAAGCCAGACAUCCUGCUGUAUAACAGUGCUGAUGAAAGAUUUGAUGCUACGUUUCACACCAACAUUUUGGUCAACUCCUCGGGCACCUGUUCCUACCUACCUCCAGGCAUCUUCAAGAGCACCUGCUACAUUGAUGUUCGCUGGUUCCCCUUUGAUGUCCAGAGAUGUGACCUGAAGUUUGGCUCCUGGACAUACGGGGGCUGGUCUCUGGACCUGAAGAUGGUGGAGGCGGAUAUCACUGGCUACAUUGCCAAUGGAGAGUGGGAUCUUGUCGGGGUUCCAGGACGGAAGAACGAGCGUUUCUACGACUGCUGCGAGGAGCCGUACCCGGACGUCACCUUCACCGUGGUGAUGCGCAGACGGACUCUCUACUACGGCCUCAACCUGCUCAUCCCCUGCGUCCUCAUCUCCACCCUGGCCCUGCUCGUCUUCCUCCUGCCUGCUGACUCUGGGGAGAAGAUUUCACUAGGCAUUACGGUCCUGCUCUCCCUGACUGUCUUUAUGCUGCUGGUUGCAGAGAUUAUGCCCGCCACAUCGGACUCGGUGCCUUUAAUAGCUCAGUACUUUGCCACCACCAUGGUCAUUGUUGGUCUAUCUGUAAUUGCUACAGUUAUUGUGUUACAAUAUCACCACCAUGACCCUGAUGGAGCCAAGAUGCCAAAGUGGACCCGUGUAAUUCUCCUGAACUGGUGUGCCUGGUUCCUACGCAUGAAGCGCCCGGGUGAAGAGCGGGUACGUUCAGCCUGUCACAACAAGGCUCCACGGAACAGCCUGACCAGCAUGGAGCUCAAUGCUAGCACUUCCCAGUCCAACAAUGGCAACUUGCUCUGUGUUGGCAUCCGUGGCCUGGAAAGCCUCCACUACUCUACAGUUGCAACCUCUGCUGAAUCUGGAGUCCUCUGCGGGCAGCUGGUUGGCCGAACUGGUGAGGAGGAUAUUCUCCUCCCCGCAGGUCAGGGCCCGUCUGCAGGCUGCCUGGAACCAGAGAUGGCUAAGAUCCUGGAUGAAGUGUGCUACAUUGCCAAACGCUUUCGUAGCCAAGACAAGGACGAGUCUGUGUGCAACGAGUGGAAAUUUGCUGCGGCUGUUAUCGACAGGCUUUGUCUCAUGGCGUUCUCUCUGUUCACUAUCCUCUGCACCAUUGGAAUUCUCAUGUCAGCACCCAACUUUGUAGAGGCCAUUUCCAAAGAUUUUUUCAAUUAAGGGCUUUAUAAAAAAAAGCCUAAACCAAUCUACCUCAUCACAGAUUGACAUUUUUAAACUCAUUGGGCAGGAUUUGGAUAAGUGAAAGUUAAUUGGUACUUGUAUUUAACCAAAUAUUAAAGUCAAAUUUAAAGUCAAAAUGUCAAAGUUAAAAUUAAAGGUGGGGUAGGUAAGUUUGAGAAACCGGCUCGAGAUACACUUUUUGUUAUAUUCCAUGGAAUGCUCUUAACAUCCCGAUAGCAAUGAAUAUCUUAAGUGCUUUGACAAAAAAUCCAUAAAAAAAUGCCAUCUGUGGAAUCCGUAGUGCUGUAAAAAGGAAGGCCUGUCAGCCUUCCAUCUGUAAACAAACUUAUCUCGUGCCCUGAUUGGUCAGUUCUUCCGGGCUGUGUAUUUUCAAAUUCUAGCGCACUCGAGCUGGUUUCUCCAAAAUUACCUACCCCACCUUUAAGGAUUUAGGCAAAGUGUAUGUACUGUAUGGCAUAAAAACUAUUUACGGCUUGACUUUUAUAUCACACAGUCAAAUGGCAUAUUAAAGGAAAACAUCUACAUUUAACACCCUUGUACUGUUUUAACAUGAAGAUACUAAGCAUUGUUUAACUGGUGUAAUUUGCUAAUAAACAAUACUUACAAUGAAUGCUAUUGUUUUGUGUUAUGUAAUGUUGCCUGUAUACUAUUGUUCUUUACAAUGCAUCUAAUCUCACUAAAAUCUACUCUGUGUACUAAACAGAACAUCUACUACAGUACCUCUAUAUAUGUUGUAUUGAAAUAUAUUUGUUGCAUCAUAUGAGUACUUGUAUAUGCAAAACAGUUAUGUGU